AUGCUACAAAAGAAAAUCCUCGUGCCCAAGCGCCAGAAAAAGACUAUUGUUAAAAAGGAACCAGUAGAGCCUCCGAAACCAACUAAUUGUCGGUGCAAUGCACGGAUCCACCCACUGGACCUUCAAAUGCCCAACUGUUUAAAUUGCGGGUUUGUCUUGUGCGUACGCAACACUACCGGGUUCUGUCCUUCAUGCCAGCAGCCACUCAGCAAAUAUGCUAGCGCAGAUACAGAUGAGGACUAUUCGCGUGCAAAUAGUACACUGACAAGACUACUGAGCUACCAGCGAAGCAGUGCGUUACGCACUCAGAUCAUUGACCAAGUCAGUGAUCAUGCUCCAGUGUCGCAAUGGGCGUCGCCAGAAGAACAAGCUGCGCAGGCACGCGCACAGGCCAAGUCACUGCGGCGAGUACAGCAGCAGCAAGCACGAGAGAAUGGGCGGGGUCGGCAGGUAGUUUCGAUCAGUUUACGGGGGAAUAAGGUGAUUGUGGAGGAAAGUAAGGAUGACCCAGAAGAUUAUGAUGAUGAUGAUGAUAAUUUUGGGAAAGAAGAUCUGGGGCAAACUCCAAUACAGCCAAUCGACUUUGAAAAGGAUCCAGAGUACGUGGCUGAUCCAGAUGCUGGCAAGGAUAAUAAGAAAAGGUCACGGCCACUUAUCAAACCAGUGUACUUUGGAAAUACCCGGGAUCCUGGCCCUGAGAUUGACGAGGUGGCGUCUGGUGAGCCUUCGCGGCUACAACAGAACGAGGAUUACAGUACACAGCGAGUAUGGGAGAUGUAA
This is a messenger RNA of Magnusiomyces paraingens, 780 nucleotides long. RefSeq lists its product as uncharacterized. Gene Ontology annotation, molecular function: zinc ion binding. Gene Ontology annotation, cellular component: nucleus. Lineage: Eukaryota; Fungi; Ascomycota; Dipodascomycetes; Dipodascales; Dipodascaceae. The coding region runs from base 1 to 780 and encodes 259 amino acids. Gene Ontology annotation, biological process: regulation of DNA-templated transcription. The record is from RefSeq and is a predicted model, not a curated record. The transcript has a single exon.